AUGGAGAUAAGACGUCUAGAGACGUUUCACUCUUUUCCACAGACUUGCCCUGUUAGGCCUAAUGAUUUGGCACGUGCCGGUUUCUAUGCUACAGGGAAAGGUGAUGGUGCUCAUUGCUUCAGCUGUGGCCUUUCGCUUAGAGGUUGGGAGGUUGGAGAUACAGCUGAAGGGGAGCACAGAAGACAUAAUCCUUACUGUACGUUUUUCAGUGGUAAAGAUACCAGAAAUGUUCCCCUUGGACUAGAGUCAAUGCAACUCAACCAAGCUACCCAAACUAAUACCACUCAGAGGUUUCCUACUUUACAAUAUGAACACAGUCGACUUAGUACAUUUGCUCAUUGGCCAAGUACAGUCGUGUCUCCUGGUGAUUUGGCAGAGGCCGGAUUCUAUUAUUUGAGGGAACGAGAUGCAGUCCGGUGUUUUCAUUGUGAUGUGAGAAUUGAGGAAUGGCUUCCCGGUGACGUUCCUAUUGAAGAACACAUCAGGCGAUCGCGUGAUUGUAGGUUUGCUAAAGCUGUCGCUCAAAGGAAACGUCGAUAUGACACUUGCACCACACCCAAUGCAGAGGCAACAGCCAACAGUAUGAAGAGCUACGAACAAAGACAAAAAUCAUUUCGAAACUGGCCAUCCACAGCUCACGUAUCAGCUGAUAGUCUUGCCCUGGCAGGAUUUUAUUACACAGGAUCACGAGAUGGAAUCAAGUGUUUCUCAUGUGAACAUGCAAAAUUCUUUCCAUCUUGUACACACGUUCGGCAAUAUGGCCCAUCAGUAACUCAGUCACAUGAUGAACCGUGGACACAACCAGCACAACAAACACAAUCGACCACAUUGCCAUUAGAUUCAGAGUCUAACGAUGUGACAGACUUUGUGCAGCAAGCGACUAUUAUGGGGUUUUCAAGGAAGUUAGCACAUCGGGUUAUAAGUCAACCCAAUAAUUGUAAUUUAAGUUUUACAACAUAUGUGGAAGCACUUCUUGAAGCACAAUCGGAAGCCGAGAAAGCAAGUCUACCAGCUGCCAGUCAACUAAUGUCACCAGCUUCAUCAGUCGCCACAACACAAACAGCAGCAACAUUGUCUGGAGUUUCAACUGUCUUACAACCUACAGCACCACCAGACGUAAACGAAAGCAGUGACAUUUCACAGCAAGUACAAGAUUCUCAUUUAUGUAAGAUAUGCAUGAAAAGAGAGGUCAUGAUUCUAUUUAUGCCCUGUGCACACAUCCUGUGUUGUGAAGCGUGUGCAGCUAGUAUCCAAUAUUGUCCGAUUUGUAGAACAGCAAUUGAGAAGAAAAUUCGAUCCUACUUUGCGUAGCAGAUAAGAGUUUAUUUGUUAAGAUAUACU
Corticium candelabrum is the source of this 1341-nucleotide messenger RNA. RefSeq names its product baculoviral IAP repeat-containing protein 3-like. Gene Ontology annotation, molecular function: cysteine-type endopeptidase inhibitor activity involved in apoptotic process. The transcript has 2 exons. Lineage: Eukaryota; Metazoa; Porifera; Homoscleromorpha; Homosclerophorida; Plakinidae. The record is from RefSeq and is a predicted model, not a curated record. Gene Ontology annotation, biological process: regulation of cell cycle; negative regulation of apoptotic process. Gene Ontology annotation, cellular component: nucleus; cytoplasm. The coding region runs from base 1 to 1311 and encodes 436 amino acids.